Molecule: messenger RNA, 18256 nt
Organism: Marmota monax (woodchuck)
Lineage: Eukaryota; Metazoa; Chordata; Mammalia; Rodentia; Sciuridae
Gene: Prlr
Product: prolactin receptor
Exons: 11
Coding region: 5407-7281 (624 amino acids)
Biological process (GO): cytokine-mediated signaling pathway
Cellular component (GO): membrane; signaling receptor complex; external side of plasma membrane
Molecular function (GO): cytokine receptor activity; cytokine binding
Source: RefSeq, a predicted model, not a curated record
ACCAUAUAAUUGGAAUCAUACUGAAUGUAGCUUUUGCAGAUUGACUUCUUUCAUUUGGCAAUACGCUUUUAAGUUUUCCUCCACAUCUUUUUUGUGGCUUGAUAGCUUAUCCUUUUUAAUACUAAGUAAUAUUUCAUUGUAUGGAUGUACCCUAGUCUGUUUACCCUUUGGGAUAGACUUUUCAUUUGAUUAAGGAGUGUGGCUUGAGAAAUGGAAAAACAAAGAUGCCUAAACUAGCAGAAGGCAGGGUUCUUGUGGUCAAUGCUCAGGGACAGAGUCCAGCCCUUCACCAACUCUUCCAGCCCUUCACCGACUCUUCCAGCCCAUCAUAUCACAGGUAAGCGUCCAGUAAUUUUUGGGCCAAUUAAUCCUCCAAAACCUUCUCUAAAGAGCCAGUUCUUCUAGACACCAGAAGACCCCUAUGCCAUCUUGGAAGGGGUAGAGCUGCUUGGUUGGCCCUUCCAUGCCAUAGAAGCUUCCCUGGGGAAUACUCUGUUGCUACCCUCUGGUCCUACAGGUAAGAUGCUCUGUGGACAGAACCAAAACACUCAUCUCUCAAUCUAAUCACAAGGGAGUAGAAUUAAUCCAAACAACUCUAUGGAACAGAGAGAGCCAGUAGUAUUGUUGGGUGCUAAGUGGAAGCUGUGAGGGGAUGAUAAGCCAACUGUACCUUCUGGAUGUUCACAUUUGGAAGGAGAGAAUAUCUGCACAACAACAGCAGUAACCCACAUGCAGUGAUGUGCGAUCCCAGCCUGAGGGUGCAGCUAAGGAUCUGGGUGGAAGGGAAGAGCUCUUCAGGGAAAUCAAUAAGUCACCUAGAAAUUGCAGGGCCAAUUGAAAUAGAAUUUAUGGGCUGGGGAUAUAGCUCAGUUAGGAGAGUGCUUGCCUUGCAUGCACAAUGCCCUGGGUUCACUCCCCAGCACCACCAAAAAAAAAAAAAAAAGAAAAAAGAAAGAAUGAAAAGAAAAGAAAUAAAAUUUACUAUGUCAGUGACGCUCCUGCCCCCAUGCAAAAGAACUUAUCACCCAGACCUGAGUCUUUGUUUAAGGUCACUGCUCAAAAUCAGGUUCUCUCCCAGGGCGUGGUGCUGGUCCCUUGAUAAUCAGAUCCCUUUCUCUCCAUGUGACAAAAGGGUGAGUCCAAUACAAUGAUAGAACAAUUUGCUUUAUAUCUGUUCACAUCUUACAAAUGUUUGUGCUCACAUGACUUACAUAGUCAAUGCAAGGGUAGAAAGCACUUGAGAAUUUCUUACCUAAGAGAAAGAAGUUGGGGGCUACUUUGCCCCAAAGCCUAUUUUAUAAGAUGGGUCUCAUCCAGAGACACUUGUCUUAUUCUUUGUCCCUAUUUCUGUUUAUAUAACUAGAGGGGUUGAGGGCCACCACAGAUGGUUAAUUAGACACAAGGGACAGAGAUGGGGGCCAUGGGUUGGUCAAGGAGUAGCUGCCUCCUACCUGGAGGCCUCCUGAAUAGAAAUCUCUACAGAAGGAGGACACGCCUAUGGGAAGGAGGAUGCGUGGUGAUGGUAUGUGCUCCAAAUGUGCUGGUCUAGAGUUUUUCAAAUCACAGGACAGCAGAAAUAGCCCAAAUGGCUUCCAUGGAACCAGAUAUGCAAGUAGAAGAGAAUCAGAACCAGAUUCAAGCAUAGCAUUAGCCUUGGGGACAACUGGUCCCUCCUAAUCAUCAGUAUCUGGCCACUUCUUUGGUACCUGGCCAUUCUCUGGGGCAUUUCUCAUACAUAUGGGUCACCCAGAGAAGAGAAAAAAAAAAAGAAAAGAGAUCUUACUAUUAAGUUCCUUGUAUCUGGGCUGGAAUAUAGCUUGGUGGUAUAGUCCUUACCUAGCACACAGGAAGUCUUGUGUUUGAUCCCCAGCACUGUGUGACUUAGGUGGGGAGAGUCUUUGCGUCUAAAAAAUGUCUACUAGAAAAAUACAGUGUUUGUGUUUCACAGGAAUCUGUUUUCAGGAAGCAUCUGCUAUUUGGGUGCUAAUCAGGGGAUGAUUUUUAUCUCCUUUUCUUGCUUAUUUGUUUGCCUUUCUUCAUGGGAGAGACUUGUCAUGAAAGUUCACGGCAAAGCCCAACAUUCAGUAAUAGGAGAAAAAGAGAAGAAGGAGCUCUGGGAUGUGUUACUCUGUCCUGGGUUGUGACUCAUUCACUAUGCAAAUUCUCUUUCUCCUCCCCUUCACAAUUUUUCCUCCCUGACUUUCAGAACCCUCUCUAGACUUAGCUCCUUUUAUCUUAUUCUAUGCACUUUCUUUCCACUCCACCCUGUAUUUCUCAGUCAUAGACACUGCAGCACAUUUAAAUAUCCACCCAUAAUGAAAGCAAAACCUGUGCAUCGUGUGGGGGUCCUCAGGAAAUCAGGAAGUUGGGGAGAAAGAGGGGAAUAGCUGAGGAUGGCUUUCUGAGACUGACACCACCUCUUUAUAAGGAGCUCUGUAUCUCUAGGGACAUUAAAGGACAAGGAUUCAUAACAGAGCCCAAAGCUGUGCUCUUACUGUUUAAAAUCUUAAACUGUAAGUCAUGCAGCCAUUCAUACAUUCUCACCAUGUGCGUUGAUUGAGCACCAAUUACAUAACAGAGUAGACCUACACAAAGAUGAUUGAAAUGUAGUCCUUCUUCCCAAGAAGCUGGUAGGAGAGACAGGCCAUGGGACCAUAAUAGUGAUAACAAGUGUGAUGAAGUCUAUGAUCCUGAGAGACUGUAGGGCCAGGACCUUCAGAGAGGUCCUGGAACCCAACUGUGCAGAUCUGGGAAGAAUUCCUCAGGACUAAACAUGAAGGUGAAGUUGAGAAGAGGAAGCCUCUGGCUUGGGUGGUCCUGGCAAGAGUCCACUGCAAGAACAAAAACAUAGUGUUGAUUUGGAAAACUGGCUGGAACUUUAAAAUUUGGCGUAGGAAGAAAUGAGACAUAGGGCAGAAAGGCUGAGCCAGCUUGGGAUGGUCUUUGAGGCUGGAUAAGAAGGCUGAGACUAAGGAAGAUUAUGGGACAACUAAAGUCAAGAGAAAUAUAUAAUCAGAAUUGCACUUGCAGAAGGAAAAUUCCAGUUGAGAUAUGGAGAAUUGUUUGGAAGGGAUGGGACAGAAGACAUGGAGAUGCUUGGGAAGAUGUUACAAUAAAAUAGGCUGGAAAUGAUGCUCCUCAGAAGUCUCCUUCUCCAUAUCUGGCCACCUUCCUGAUGGAGGCUUUCUUGAAACAACUCAUUUGCUAAUUGAGUCAUUUCUGUGCCAUCGGUGACUAUAAUGGUUUCGUUUUAUAGCUACUACCAUGUAAAAUCACCAUUGUGUAAAUAUUUCCUCCUGAUAAAAGCUAGCUUCUCACAGUAUUUGUCCAUCAACAGGCUCAGAGACCCAACUGCCUCAUAUUUCCUCACAGCCUCUGUUAAGAAGAAGUUUGGUUGUAAGUAGAUACAAAAUUGUUAAGACACUUGUCCCAGCACAAGAAGUUAGAAUGUGAUAGGCCCACUAGGGAAAGAUCAUUGACCAUGAAACAGAUAAGAUGGGGCUCAUUCAGAGACACUUGUCUUAUUCUUUGUCCCUAUUUCUGUUUAUAUAACUAGAGGGGUGGAGGGCCACCACAGAAGGUUAAUUAGACACAAGUGACAGAGAUGGGGGCUAUGGGUUAUAUAUUUAUUUUUUUUGUUUAUUUAUUUAUUUCAGGAUUCUGCUCAAAUUAACCUGCAUUUCAAAGGAAAAGCAUUUGGUUGUUUGGGCCCAAGCAGAAUUAUUUUUAAAUAUUUAAGAGGGAAAGAUGAGACAGCAAACUUCCCGAUAUGUUAGCUGUGUGAUAGUGGGGAAGUAAUUGCCCUGUGACUCAGUUUCCACAAUUAAAAUGGUAUAAUUACUUUGCCCAUCUGUACUAUCUGUGGCUACCAUAACAAAGUGGUUUUGUCAUAAGAAAACCACUAUGAACUGAGUGGUUUAAACAUAGAAAUGCGUUAUAGACGUGGAGGCUGCAAAGCUGAAAUCCAGGGGUUGGUUCUCUCCUUGGAGCUGUGAGGAAGAAUCUGUUCCAUGUUUUUCUGGUGGUUGCUGACAAUCUUUGGCCUGUUGAAGCAUUACCCUUACCUCUACCUUCAUUCUCACCUGUUGUUCUUGGUAGUGUGUAUCCAAAUACAAGUCAUAAUGGAUUAGGAUUCACUCUAAUGACCUUAUCUUGACAAUACCUGCAAUGACCUUGUUUCUAAAUAACCUCUCAUUCUGAGAUGCUGGCUGUUAAGACUUCAAGUAUGAAUUUGGGGGCCAGGGGCAAGGAGGCACAAUUUAAUAUAAACACCACCUAAUAGACUUCUCAACAAGAAUUAAAUGAAUUAACUCCUAUAAAUUCCUUAAAAUAGUGCCUGGCACUUUAAAAAAAUGUUGACUUUUUGUGUGUGGGUUAUGAUAGAUUAGAAUGAAAAGCAGCAGCAUUGCAAUUCAACUGGUGUGUACCAAGGUAGGUUUCAGAGUCAUUUAAGACUCAUUGGUUUUUGUUUGUUUGUUUGUUUGUUUUUGGAUUGUUCAGAGCUUAUGCAAUACCAAAAUAGUAUUUUGAAUAAUCUCUUUGCUAAAAGGUGCAGAGUAAGAAUGGGCAGACACAUUGAGAUCUGAGUUUUCUUCCCUGUUCUCCAAGCUUGUGUACUAUACAAUGCAACUAGCCCAGGAGUAGUUGGAGUACUGUUAUUUGUUUUAGAGGGGAAACCAAUACAGGCUCUGUCUUUUUCAUGCACCCAUAAAAAAAAUAGCUUCUCAGUUUCUGUGGCUCUCCCAUGGGGGCUGGAACAGGGCUACCACACGGAGCUGGAGACACAGCUUUACUAGAGUGCUUUUUCGAUGGGCUGACCCCAGGCAACCUGGAGGAGCCACUGACAUGUGUCAGUGUUUGCUUACCUCAGAUCACCUUAGAGUCAGCUCUUGUAAAAAUAAACCAGCAAUGUUGACUUUUUGUGUGUGGAUGAUUAAACAAAUCAGGUGACCCCAAAUGAAUUCUAGAUAGAGAGGACUAAUUGGAAAUUUCAGCAAACUGAUGAAAUUGGCAAGAACUGAGCCUGAAGAGCAUUCCAGGUACAGCAAUCUCUUUUCAAGGAGCCCCUUACAGCCUUUGAUGUUUCUGCCAAAGGGCUGCAGUGCAGGAGAUGACAAAGACAACGCCUGCUUCUCAAAGGAGGUAGCUGACAUAAUGGCCAAAGUCAGACCAAGCUGCUCAGGAAAAAUGAUUGUGGAUAUAGUUUCAGCUGAAGAUGCCUUCCCCUAUUCAUGGAGGUGAGCACUAAAGAUGCUUUGCACAUGAACACUGACGGACAAGAAAUGCAGUAGAAAUGUAAUUGAGGCUAAUUAUCAGAAGGUAUGACAGGAAGCACACUCACCUUGUAUAAUACAGAGCUACAGGCAAUCUUUGAUACAUUUCCUGUAAGAAGAAAAGGGAGCCAACAUGAAGGAUAAUGUGGCAUCCACAGUUGUUUUCAUGCUGCUGCUUUUUCUCAACAUCAGACUCCUGAAUGGAGAGUCACCUCCUGGAAAACCUACUAUCUUUAAAUGUCGUUCUCCUGAGAAGGAAACAUUCACCUGCUGGUGGAGUCCUGGGACAGACGGAGGACUGCCUACCAAUUACACACUGACUUACCACAAGGAAGGAGAGACCAUCACCCAUGAAUGUCCAGACUACAAAACCAGUGGCCCCAACUCCUGUUACUUUAGCAAAAAGCACACCUCUAUAUGGACAAUAUACAUCAUGACAGUAAAUGCCACCAACAAGAUGGGAAGCAGUACCUCGGAUCCACGCUAUGUGGAUGUGACUUAUAUAGUUGAACCAGACCCUCCUGAGAACCUGACAUUGGAAGUGAAACAGCCAGAAGACAGAAAACCAUAUCUGUGGAUAAAGUGGUUCCCACCCAGCCUGGUUGACGUAAGAUCUGGUUGGCUCACACUACAGUAUGAAAUUCGAUUAAAACCUGAGAAAGCAGCUGAGUGGGAGACCCAUUUUGCAGGGCAACAGACACAAUUUAAGAUUCUCAGUUUAUAUCCAGGACAGAAAUACCUUGUCCAGGUUCGCUGCAAACCAGAUCAUGGAUUCUGGAGUAAGUGGAGUCAAGAGAGCUCCAUUCAGAUACCCAGUGACUUCACCAUGAAAGACACAACGGUUUGGAUCUUUGUGGCUGUUCUUUCUGCUGUCAUCUGUUUGAUUAUGGUCUGGGCAGUGGCUUUGAAGGGCUAUAGCAUGAUGACCUGCAUCUUUCCACCGGUUCCCGGGCCAAAAAUAAAAGGAUUUGAUACUCAUCUGUUGGAGAAGGGCAAGUCUGAAGAACUCCUGAGUGCCUUGGGAUGCCAAGACUUUCCCCCCACUUCUGACUGUGAGGACUUGCUGGUGGAGUUUUUAGAAGUAGAUGACAGUGAGGACCAGCAGCUAAUGCCAGCACAUUCGAAAGAACACCCAGGUCAAGGUGUGAAGCCCUCACACCUAGAUCCUGACAAUGAUUCUGGCCGGGGAAGCUGUGACAGCCCUUCCCUUUUGUCGGAAAAGUGUGAGGAACCCCGGGCCAACCCCGCAACUUUCCACACUCCUAAGGUCAUUGAGCAGCCUGAGAAUCCCAAAACAAAUAUUCCCUUCACCUGUGACCCCCACAGCAUAAGUAUGGAAGGCAAAAUCCACUACUAUCAUGCUGGUGGAUCCAAAUCUUCAACCUGGCCUUUACCACAGGCUGCGCAGCACAACCCCAAGUCUCCUUACCACAGCAUUGAUGAUAUGUGUAAACUGGCUGUGGACCCUGCAGGUGCACUGGCCAUGUUGUUGGACAAAGCAGGCAAAGAUGCUUUACGAUCCUCUAAAACCAUUGAGACUGGAGGGGAGGAAAAGGAAGACAAGCAGAAGGAGAUGGAAAAGUUCCAUUCCAAGACUGAGCAAGGCACAGCCUGGCUGCUGCCCCAGGAAAAAGCCCACUUUAUCUCUGCUAAACCCCUGGAUUAUGUGGAGAUUCACAAGGUCAACAAAGAUGGAGCUCUGUCAUUGCUGCCAAAACAGAAAGAGAACAGUGACCAGACAGAGAAGCCCGGGGCUCUUGAAACCAGUAAGGAGUAUGCCAAAGUUUCCAGGGUUAUGGAUAACAACAUCCUGGUGUUAGUGCCAGACCCACAUGCUCAAAGUGUGGCUUUGUUUGAAGCAUCGGUCAAGGAAGCUCCGCCAUCAUAUCAACAGAAUCAAGCUGAGAAAGACCUGGCCUGCUUCACAGCAACACCAAGCAACUGCAGACACCCCCAGGGUGGGCUGGAUUACCUGGAUCCUGCAUGCUUCACACACUCCUUUCAUUGAGAGUUGACUAAUGGAAGGUUUGGGUAAAAUGUGAUUUUUCUUCAGGUAACACUACAAAGUUACAAAAUGCCAUCUGCGAGCUGAUGCUCGAGAAUGUGGGUAGAAUGACACUACUUUGUUCUUUUUCAUGCUCCGUGUCUGACCACUUGCCUCUUUUUCCAACUGCUGAUUUCCAGAACAAGUCGUUUUGUGUCCUGUGAUUUGUAGAUUUACUUUUUUGCUAUUAGUUAUAAAAAUUGUAUUCAAUGAAAUAAAAGCACAUAGCUUAGUAUUCUUGAGGGAUAGUACGAUUUAGGUACAUCCUCUGGAAAAGGCUUUCAUGGUUCAGUAGGUGACAGAAGGAAAUGAAAUGGUCAAAAUGGUAGCACGGGAAGGUGACAGAUAGGUGGGAAAUGCCAUGAAAACCACUUCUGAAAAACAGUUCUUUAAUCUUGACACUCUUCUUUCUUUAGGAUUACCCAAAUAUGACCCAUGGAAAGAACACAUGCAUUCCAGCAUACCUGACGAGUUGUUUACACCUGUUCCUAUACCUUGACACAUUGCCAAGAUGCAAGUAAAAUGAUGCCUCCGAUUUUUUCUUAAGAUACUUUGAAUAUGUUAAGCAUAGAUUUCACACCCCUAAAUUUUACUUCAUUCCAAAGCCUCUAAAGAAUAUAGUUUUGGAAAGUAAAAUUUUAUUAUAUAAGAGGCAAAUGAAUUUCAUGUGGCAAAUUCUUUUAGAAUGUUUUCCUGCAGCAGGAAAAAAAAAUUAUUAUAUUCCCUAGUCUUUCCUUAGUGAAAAAAAAAAUCCCAAAAGAUGAACUCUAAUCUAAAAGAUAAUCACAGCAGGAUGCUAAUAGAACUACUGCCUUACUGUACAUACGAAUUCUACUUUAAUACAAACCCAUAAGUUUAGCAAUGUAUUUUUGAAGACUAUUUUUCUAUUGCUGAGGUAAAAUAAAAGACUAUUUUCUAUUUUCCCAGUAUAGCUCUUUAUGUAUUCAGUGGGUACAGUAUUUUCUGCUACAAGGUUAUAAUUGAGCAUUUACAGUGCAUAAAAGUGUAUGCAGUCCCUGUUUGUAGAGUAAAAUGUCAUACCAACCCAAAGCCCACUGAGAAAUAUGAAGUGGAUUACAAAAUCCAGUUUCCAUUACAAUGGAGUAUAGUUUCUCUGAUUCUUUUUCUCUCCAAGAUACUUUAAGCAACAACGAACAACAACAACUUGGGUUCAAAGAAUUCUCCACAGAUCAGAAAUUAUUUCUCCUGUGAGUUUAGGGCAACUCUGAGGCUUCUGCCCAUCUAUGGUUGAAUCUUCAUAAAGCUACCAUGAAAAAGGACAGUGGUGAUUUUAACAUGCUGUUUCAGAGACAGAGGCUUGGUCUUGUUUUGUUUUUCUGAGCAAUCUUGGGCAGCAAAAGAAUUUUAAGCAAAACCAGGAGUUAGUAUCUCUCCUAAAUAGAUCCAUUUGCAAAAUCUUGGUAGAGAUGGAGACAGCACUUACAUGGGCAGUGUCCAAAAACGCUCUAGAAAGCCAGGCAUUUGUAGAGUAAUAGGAAAAGCUCCAAAGGUCAGGUAUGGUAAUGAGAAUCUGUAGAUCAGUUAGUUAGUUAGCUAGUUUGUUAGUUUGCUUGUUUGUUGUUUGUUUUUGACCCCCUGAGAGUGGUCAAAAGCUGGGAUCACCAUUUUAAGAGGAACAUCUAUGAAUCAUUGACUUUACAAACAGCUUCCCUCUAUUUUUUAUUUCACCUGAGGACAAAUCCACUUUCCAGCCACUCACUAAUGACAUAAAAGACUUGAGCUCACCCUGGUGAGUCAAGUAUUCCACCCCAACAAGUCCAUAUUGAUAAGAACUGGAUCCAGCUUCCCGGAUGAUUAAAAGUGAACACACUGCCAGUGCUCUAUUUUCCCAAUACAUAGACAACUCUUAUGAUUUGAGGAAGCAUUUGGGAGAGUUGUCCAAGCUCAUUAAUCCUCUAGAUCCUCAAUACUCAGUGUCUGAGAAUCAAAUGUGUCAGUAUCAACUGGACACUGUAUGAAAAUAAUGUUUGCAAAAUCUUGGACCCCCAGCCCAGCCCUACAGAAAUGGAAUCUGCAUUUAACGAAGAUCCCCAGAUGAUUCACAUGCUCAUGGAAGUUUAAGAAACAUUGCCCUAGAUUAAUAUUUCCACUAAAGGUUAUUUUAGUGCAUGGAAACAAUCCUCUCAUGGAACGUAUAGGUCAAGUUACAUUUAACUCUCAAUGAACAGUGCUAUAUAUAAGAAUAAGGCAAAAAAAGAAACCUAUUAGUGGUUUAAGAUGCACAUAAUGGAGAAUCUGAGAAUGACCUGCAAAAGCACAUAAAAUUUCCAUUAGGGCCAGAGAAUACAGUCCACUUAAAAGAUGUUGAUCAUAGACAAUGACCUUCAAGACAAUUUAAACUAUACUUUUCCCAAGUAGACCAUUCUUCUCCAACAUAUGUAUAUAUAGGUUUUUAUUUAUAAAAUUAUGACCAUAGCAAAGACAAAAACUUGUUUGUGUGUGUGUAAUUGUGUAGAUCUUAUAGUUUGAAGUUUUUUAAACAAUCUUCUUUUGACAUAUAAUUUUAUGUAUAUAAAAAAAGGUUAUUGCCGGCUAACAACAACCCAAAUCCCAAAGACACAAAUUAGCACUCAUUAGUCAAAAUUAUGGUUCUGUAAUCAUUUAGCACUCUUUCGAUUGUUUUCAUGAUAUAGCAUAUUUUCUUUGAUGGAAACAGCUGAUUGAAUGGAAGAACGCAUACUCUGGGUUCUUCUCCUGUUUUGCCUUGGAGAGAUGGAGAACUUCUUAAGGUCUCAUUUUUUUUUCUGAAGAUGUUAGACCAAAUAAUUUCUAAAGGCUUUUAAACUGUGAUUCCUUGAUUCCAUGACUCACUGAAUAUUUUCCUACAAAGAUCAUUCAAACAAAUGCCUUGUAUCUUAAUAUGGCAUCAAAUAAUUGCUUUUCAUUAUAUGAAUACCAGGUAAUCUUCAGUGAUCUGCUCAUCAUACUUUACUUUUUAAAUCAUCAGCCCCAAAUGAUCUUAAUGUAUUGCAAAUUCAUUUUCUAAGUAAUAUAAAUACAGAAUCAUAUUCUUAAAUUAUGUACAAAUAUGCAUACAGAGAAUAGGCAUAAGAUAGAAAAGAGACACUAAUCUGUAGAAAAAUUAUCUUUUAGUGAAUCAAGCCAUGCUCAUUUCUGGCUGAGUCCAGCAGCCCCAAAUCUCUUUUCUUUUAUCUAUUGAUUUUUUUCCACUUAUGAUAGCUUGUAAACAACCAUUGCCCAACUGACUUAAGGUCAUACUUUGAUAAACAAGUACCUAAAUAUUCACGUUACAAAGCUUGUGAAACUUAUGGUUGAUUUAUGGACACUUACGACCAAAGUAACAAAAUGUUCUAUUUAAGUUUUAAUUUAAUGUAUAUAAGACACCCUAACAUGAGCACAAGUUAUUAUCAGCUGCCAUUGAUAUUUAGCAGACUCGACAUUUUCCUAAGUGCCUAAGACCAUCUCUGGUAGUCAGUUAUGAACUGAAUACUCACUUUAACUGGUUUGGUCUGAGGAAUCAAUCUCCAGCUGCUUGUGUAAGAUCAAAGCAUUUUGACUCCUUGCCCUGUGGUGACUGAAAUGAAUAAACAGGCAAACCUUGAGUUAAUGAGUGACCUGAGGCUGAGUUCCAGGGAGCAGUUUGUCUCUGGAAGAAAUCUGGCUCUCGCUUUUUUGAGCUGCCCUCUGCUGCCCAUCAUUUGCAUUUGCAGAAAGACUUGGGCCUGCCUUGCCAACUUCCCUAUCUCCUUAGAGAAUAAAGAAACAGAUUUGUAUGUUUUAUAAAAGUGCCUUUCUUUAUUUUCUAAAAAAAAAAAAAAAAAAAGAGUUGUCACUUUGCAAGAAAUUUGUCAGAAAGUAAAACUGACCUUAAGUAGAUUUUGUUUUUAUGCAAAUGUUGCAUAAAAAAAAUGAAGAAAUGGAAAGAGAAGUCAGAAAGAAUGACAAAAUGGCCUAAGAAUUAACCAGCAAAAUGUUCAGUAGAUUUUUGUGUAUUGUUCCAAUGAACCAUCACAGAGCAUAUGUUAAUAGUGUGACUUACUUUGCCUGACAAGAAAUUGAGUCUGGCUAUGAUGUGGGGAUAAACCUGCCACCCACUCAAGACAAUCCAUUUUAAAGCAUAUUGUUGUGCUUUUAAAUGUCACUGAAUUGCAUGCCAGAGCCUCAAAAGAACAAUGUGUGCACUUUGAAACUUUGCACACAGAUGGAAAAAUACUAAUGACUCUGAGUUAUCACCCCCAGUGUUGUUAAAAAUAGAUAAGCCAUUGAUGAAAGCCUUGUGUGUACUUCAGUGAAUGAAUGUCCUUUCCUGUCUUUUUUGCUCAAGCACAAUAUUGUCAUUGCUGGGAUAGUGACUUGGCGUUCAAUGUCCAGGUCUAGCUCCUAUCACUGCCACUGAAUAAACUAUAUGGACCUUUAAAUUCUGGCCACCAAUUUUCUCACUGGGUUGGCCAAAAAUAUUUCUAGGAUUUCUCCUAGCUCUGUCUUUGAUUCUCAUAAUCUAAGUAAAAUCCAAGAGUUCAUGUCCAAGUCCAGGUAUCCCACAGGAACACAUUGCUGACCUGCCCUUGACCUGCCCAGUGAACUCUGAAGACAGUGUGUCUAUAAAAAUGCUUAAGAGACAAAGUCAGCUCCAUUCCUUCAACCCAGUUGAAUUUAAUCCUCCCCCCUCCUCUUCCUUCCUGGUGUUAUGUACUUCUAGGCUUUUUAUUCCUUCUCCCCAGGGCCUGUUAUUUCUCCCAAGUGUUAAUCAUACCUAGUAGCAAGAAACAAAAUUAUUUUUAAAAAAUGAACUUUAAUUAUGCAAAGAACUAGUCAAAUGUUAAAUCAGGCACAGAUAUCCAAACCCAAGUUGAGGAUCACAAGUACACCCCACUGAGAGAUUUGCAUGCUUAAAGAUUUAAGCCCAUAUUCACUCUUUAAUUAAUUUGGUGGCCAUCUAUAUGUUCAAGCUAUCUUUAUUACUAGGCACCAGAGGUCUUAAGGAGAAACUUAAAAACACAGAAUUAUUUCUUCAGAACUUAUGAUCCAAUAAAAAGUGAGCUUUGUAUGAUUGACAGCUUUGUCAUCUGCAAAUCAAACAGGAUUUCUCUGCCUAGACUUUUGCUUUUUAGGAAGGUGAUUUUUGGUCUGGGACCCCCAUGGUAUCUAUUUCAAUUAAAGGGAAAAGAUAGAUAAAUAGAAAAUAGGAUGUUUCCAAAGGUUUGGGCAUUUGAGAAUUCCACAAAAUGCCAAGAAUAGCCACUAAACCUAAAUUUUAGUGAAAAUAAUAAAACUAUAAUGUAUUCAGUAGUCUGAUAUUAUGGCUCUGAGAUGUAUAUAAUUCAUGAUACAAUAGGCUGGCAGCUCUUUUAUCCACAUCAAUUUAUUUGGUUUACUCUCUGAUUUCAAUUAACAAAGCAUUGAAAAAUGUAAAUUGGAAAGGCAUGCCCUGUUGAUAUGGUGUAAUCAAUGAACAGAGGGACUCUCAGAUAAUCAAGGCAUAUUAGUUAAUUAACAUUUUACCUGCUGCUGUUUAAAAAUAAACCUCUAAAAACUUUGGCAACUGAAGGAGUAAUAUCAAACAUAAACUUAAAUAGUUGUGGUCAAAUUAUGCUCACCUGGAUAAAUUUCUGAGCUUUUCUGUACACAUUUUGCAUUCUGGUGGGAGGGGAUCUUUUUAUCAUGUUAUCUAAAAUUGAAAAACUAUAUGGCAAGAAUACCUCUGAAAAAUGAUUUGUUUUAUAAAUUCUUGGGAAAAAUGAAUUUUGAAAUUAAUUUUAGAAAUAACUACCUCCCCUUCAUGUCCUAAUAACCUUCCUUCAAAGCUGCUUGUAGUUUAGAAAUGAAACAUCUCAUGCUUUGACUGUUUUUGGUGGCAUAUUGGAUGUAUUUGUCAUAAGUCAUUUCUGACUUUAAAGUAAUCAUUGUAUUAUUUUAUACUAUAUUGCCGUAUGUGGUUCAAAAACAGUAUAUGCCACACUGAAAUAUAUAAUCCUCAUGUUAUAAAACUCAUUAUGUAAUAGAAAUGAAAAUUAUUUAAUGACUUAGAAUCUAUCUAUGUGUAAUUUCAAGAUGAUUAUGUUUAUGACUGUAAAAUAAGACUAAAAAAUGUAAUCACAUAUUUCUGUUGAAACUGUGAAUGUACUAAUUUUUCCUUAAUCUUUGAAGUAGUAUCAUAUGCCACUGUACAGCUGCUCUGGGGUGUUCUGUGUUUAAAGUACAAUCCAACAACUAUUUAAACAUCAACUUCAACCCCUCGGCUUUGCUUCAUGUGACCACUGAGUCUUGAGUGUUAUCUGCAUAAUGAGGCUUAGUUUUGUGCUUCAUCAUCCAUUUUGAACAAUGUACAAGUCUCAUGUGGAAACCAAAGCGAUCUAGACCCAACCCAUUGCAAGAUCGUGUCUUCUGCAAAGCCAUACUGAAGUGAAGCCUUCACCAUAAUGGAAGGUUCCAUAUUUUCAAAGCUAUCACUACCUCUGCUUGUCUUCUCUCCCUAGAAAAUGCCAAGUAAAAUCUUUCAACAUUAAGAGGCAAAUUAGAAGUGAUUGUUAAAUACAUUGAUGACGUUGUUUGCUUCUUCACAUGAGAAUGCAACUUCUAAUUCACCACCUUGCAGGCUUAUGCUAGGUUUUCUGAAUAACCCUUUUUACAUUUUUAUAUUUUAUAAAAACCGGCUGAUGAGUAAACUUCAGAAAGAAUACAUAGUCAUCAGAUAAAAAAAAAAAAAAAAACAAUAACAGAGUGUAGAGUUUUUUCCUAACUAUUAAGUCACCUUAAGGUGGUUUCCCAAAGCCAUGAUAAUAUAUGUCAUUAUUGAAAAUACCCAGUUCAGUGCCUGGCUUAACAAAUGUUUAUUUCCUUUGCCUGCCUUUAAUCUAUAUUUUUUUAAUGGAGAAGAGCAGAAUUACAUGUAUACAGCUGAAGCAAUUUUCUUAAAGACUUUUUGCUGUUAAAGGAUCCAUAAUCAGGAAAUUUACAAUAUAAUUCCCCUAAAACUCCUAGAAAUAAAUUUUUUCUUUACUUAAUGUUAGCUAUCAAAUAUAUUAUGAUAUGGGAAAAGUCAGUCAUUUAUCAGAAAUAAUCUUGUUUUGAUUUUAAAAACUUAUUUUCUUUAUGCCAUCAUUGUAAUAUCUAUUUUUUUCCUGUUUAGCCUUUAAGAAUUAUAGAUUAUACACAUCUGAUUUGUUAUCUUGCACUUUUCAUUCUAUAAAUCUUUGGUUAUUGCAUACCAUGCUUCCCGUUUUCCAUAGAUUUAUUCCUUUAUCUCCUUCCAUUUUCUGGGGACUACACGGAUGGUCAAAUCUUUGUCAAUAGUAUGGGAAAUUAUGCUAACUACUAUUCUCAUACCUUCAUUUUUACUGCAUGCCAAAAACAAUGCUUGCCAAACAAAAUCUUAGACAUCCUAGCACAUUAUGGUCAUUAUAUUUCUAUUCAUGUCAUUAUAAAAAUACCCAGCCUAGUGUCCAGCUCAAUAAAUAUGUAUUUCCCUUUUUCCCUUGCCUAUCCUUCUUUAUUUUUUUAAACUUGAAAUGGGGAUGUGCAGAAUAACAUAUGUUGGGCUAAAGCAAUUAUCUGAAAAACUUUUUGUUGCUGACAGAUGUAUAAUCAGGAAAUUGUUUCUUUAAUGGGACCAAAAUAAAUUUCUUCAUAUACCUUCAUCCUGCCAUAAAUUACCAGACAAGAUUCCCUUCCUUUACCUCAUCCCUGUCAUAUGAGAAGCUGCAAAAAAUAAAGUGACAUGGCACUGGGCACAGUGGGAAUGAGUAAGAGAAUAUCACUUAAAUAUUGUUAAAUAAAGGAAAGACCAAAUCAUCAAGAAAAAAGUAACCCCUUUUCAAGACUAUAAUUCAUUGAUAUUACCAAUAUAUUUUUUGCAAAAUCCAUCAGAUGAAGUGUGAAUGGAUAACCUCUUACUCUGAAAAAGAUCUAGAUCUAAAAAAUCAACUACAGUUCAUGCUUCUGUUGAAUUAUGAGACAACAUGGAGGUUUGCUUUACAAACUCUUCUCUGCCACAUCCUAAUUCACUAAUGCCGUAUCUUAUUGAAGAAUUAUAAAUUUCUUCCCUACAUGAAUACUGGGAUCUAAAAGUUGGCUUUAGGCAAAGAAACUUUGACUCUCUUGUUCUCUUGGAACCAUUUGCCUUUAAUUCUUGGGCCCAUUUGUAUUUUUAAGCUACAAAAUGUGCACUGUCAGCCAUCAGACACAGGCUCUCUACAAUUAGUGAUGAGCUAGGGAAGUAGUAGGGAGCUACUUUUCCAAAGUUAACUGCAUGAGCUUUCCUCAAUGAAAAUGGAAAUUCUGUACUGCCACAUCUUGCCAGAAUCCCAUAUGAAACUUUCACCCACUUAGACCUCUUACAUCCUACUGACCAAGUUUCACACAUACCAAGUCUCCCCCAUUUUUUAGAACCGGAGAGAUGCAAUUUUCAUCUUGGGGUGAUGGAGCAAGAUGGGAGUGAAGAGGAGUGAAAGAAAGUGUCAUUGAAAAGCCCCCAAAAGGGACCUUCCUGGACAUGGGAAGAAAAAGUCCUGAUGAUUUUGAAAAUCCCUCCAAAGCCUGCAGAGGAAAUCAAACCCAUUGUUAGUGCUGUAAAAUGUGUUCUGCUUUGGAAAUCUUGACACCUAAAGUUAAAAUUCUUUUAUCAAUAACCUCCUACACCCACACUGUCCAUCAACUCCUGCUUCCCAUACAAAUGUUAAGCAUUUUUCUCUUGUUGUGAUCAGGUUCACAUUAAAAUGUGUGCUUAUAAACUGACUUGAAGCACAGAUAUUUUUAUGAAUGCUAUAAAAUAUUUUUUAAAGAAAAAGCUAGAGGAUGUCAGUCAAAUAAAACACCACAUGGAUGUGUGUUGGCAAACACUGGCAUAAGAAAACAGAGCUCAGGAAUUUUUAUUACUGUAUUUAUAAAUGUAUUUGAAAGAAUUUGUAAAUGCCACAGGUACAUUUGUAAGGUGACACAUUUGCUCCUUAUAAAACAUUAAAAAUUACAAGGCAAGCUUAAAUGACAUUUGCCAGUAGUUUUACUUUACAAGAUGAAUAUUGAUAUUGUUGCUGAACUAUGUAACUAUGAUGCAUUUUUCAAUCCUUUUUCAGAGCAAAUGCUUUUGCAAUGGUAACAAUGCCUACUUUAAGUUGACUUAAUAAAUUAUUUCUUGAGCAAUGGCUUUUGGAGGGUCUUUUAUACAUAUAUGUAUGAAACUUGGAUUAUAUGAAAAAUAGAAUUUGAGACAUGUUUUUUCUUUGAUUCAGCAAAACAUCUUGGGACACAUUUUUUUAAAAGAAAGGGGGAAAUGACAUUCUAAACCUCUCUGGUAAUAAAACAUGCAGACACAUGCUAAAACAUUUAUCUUAGGACACUCAUCCUUGGCAUUUUGUUGUUUUUGUUUGUUUGUUUUUCCGGGCACAAAUUUCUUUGCUCAUAUUUCAACACCUUCUCUGAUUUUCUAUUCCUACUAAUUCUAAGUCAAAACCAAACCUUGCUUCCAACUUAGCUAACUUCUACAUCUUCUCUCUGUACUGCCCUCGUGUUUCCCUUGUCUUUAUUCAUUUGCCAGACCUGAGCUUUGAAAGUGCAAACAGGCUUGGAAGCACCCAGAAAUUCCUUGGAUCUUCUCCUGGGAGUAACCGAGAACAAUCAAAAGGAAAGUUUCCAAAACCAAGUUACAGUCAACUUCCCUAAAUAAAGCUGUAGCCCCAAAUCUCAGUGCUAAAGACUGACUUUUUUGGUUGUUGUUCACUUCUUUCUACCUAGAAUUACUCUGCAUCUUCACUUCAAACUCCAACUGUGAUUUAAUCCUCUUUUAUGAUCUUUCAUCUGUUGCCUAGACUAUUUCAUAAACACUUGAAAAUUACACUAAAAACAUAGCAAAGAUCUAUUUAUGAACAUCAAGUUUCAUAAAUAUUAAUAUUUUCCUUAUCUGUUCCAUAUCUUUUUAACAAAUGAAACAUCAUGGGUAUGUAAUUUAUAUCGGUCAACAAAUUCUAUUUUCCUUGAUGUAUAGCCUUCCUGUCUACUUUUAAAAUGCAUUCACCUCCUAACUAUAACUCUGUAUCCAUACAUAAUAUAUAUAAUUAAUUAUACGGAUUGUUUAUGAAUUUUACUAUUGUACUUAUUAUUAUGAUUUAUUUCCAUGCAGCAUUAGGUUUAUGAGGCACAAAUAACUUCACUUUGUUCUUUCUAUCUGCUGGGUGUAUGGAUACGUGUACACAAUUGAUUUAUUAAUGUUCUAUGAAUCAACUUUUUAUUUCCACUAUUUUAAAUGCUUGUAAUGAGCCUUCCUAUGAAGAUUUCAUUUCUCCAAGAUAUAAACCCAGAGGUAGUAUUGUUGGGUUGUAUAAUAACAUACCUUAGCCAUUCCUAAACAUUGACUAAUCGCUCUCUCUCCAAGGUAGUUGUACAAUUGGACACCCCUGCCAUGAGUGUAUAUUUUCCAUUUCUCCCCAUCUUUGUCAUUACUUGGCGCUGUCUAGAUCUUUUUAUUUUUGACAAUUUGAUGAACAUAAAAUGAUACGCUGUUUUUAUUUUAAUUUUCAUUUCUUGUAUUUGAGUAUCUCACCCUUUAUCUGCUUACCUUUUGAGAACUUUCUGGGAUUCCACAUAUGUGGAAUAAGCCCCAUAUUCCACAUAUGGGGCUUCUUUUUCUGGUUCAUUUGUCUGUCUAUCCCUGCUCUUGUACUCCACUAUUUUAUUAUCAUAUCUUAUGCAAGGACUUGCUACCUGGUAGAUUAAUUCCCAUAUCAUCAUACCCUUCCUCAAAAUUAUUCUGUUGUUACCUGCUUACUCAUCAUGUGCAUUUUGAGACAAGCUGAUACAGUUUCUUUAAAACUUGUGCUGGAAACUAGAUUGUCGGGUAUUAAAUUUAUGUAUUAAUCUCAAGAGAAGUUACAUCUUUAUAACAUUAUGUCUUUCUAGUCAUGAACAUGGUAUAUCAAUCACAUUAUUUACAUUGGUCUUCAAUAAAAAUUUGUGUUACUCUUCA